Molecule: messenger RNA, 1898 nt
Organism: Rhea pennata
Lineage: Eukaryota; Metazoa; Chordata; Aves; Rheiformes; Rheidae
Gene: DPH3
Product: diphthamide biosynthesis 3
Exons: 3
Coding region: 79-327 (82 amino acids)
Source: RefSeq, a predicted model, not a curated record
CAUGCGCGCUGCCGCUGCCGCGGCGGGGCGGUUGCGUCCGCCCUCUCCCCCUCCCCCUCCCGCCGGCGAGGCGCCGCCAUGUCGGUGUUUCACGACGAGGUGGAGAUCGAGGACUUCGAGUACGAUGAGGAGACUGAGACCUACAGCUACCCGUGCCCCUGCGGGGACCGCUUCCUCAUCACCCGGGAGGACCUGGAAAACGGCGAGGACGUGGCCACCUGCCCCAGCUGCUCCCUCAUCCUGCGCGUCAUUUACGACCAGGAGCAGUUCAUGCGUGGCGAAGUUAUUGCAGAACCUUUGGCAAACAAGGAGUUGAUUAAGUGCUGAUGGAAUGCAUCAGGAACUAUUGCUGCUUUAGAAUAAGAAAUUAGGAGAUACCAACUUUGGAAAGAGACAUGGCACUCCUCCUGAAAGUGCUUGCUGCUGUGAGAUAAAAGUGCAAUAACUGGCUGUCCUCAUCAUUUGAAAGAGAAAUUGCUGACAUCAAGACAUGAGUAGCUUCUGUUCAAAAGGGAUGUAUAGUUUAAGCAAUUAUAAAUUAUAAUGCAUAUUCCAGAAGGCUCAAGGGAUAUGCUUCAAAUCAACUGCAGAUCAGGACAUAGAAGAAGCAUGCGGAGCUGUCCUACAGAAAAAUUAAAACACUUACCUAGCAGUGGUUUCUCAGUCUGUAAAGAAGCAGGUUCUGUGUGGGGCAUGUACAAGUAUGAAAUGACAUUGAGAGCAGAAAUACUGGGAAACAAAAUGUAAAAGUCUGUCAUGGGGCUAUGCAUAAUUAGUUUUGGUGCGGUAUGGUAUCACCUGGGGUGUGGACCACAGUCCCUCCAAUGCAUAUAGAAUGUGAGGCAAAAUUGAGACAUAAAACCAGUGCUGUUGGUAAAUUGUUUUUAUUCCUGUUAGUGCAAAGAAAAUCUAGUUGUAUUUAUAUCUGCAAUAGGUACAACAUGUGAUUGGCAGCAAAUUUACUUCUUGAAUUGGAGUUGCUUUGAAACAGCUUUGGUAGCUGUUACCAAAUGACUAUCUGAAAUAGUAGAAAUGUACUUUUUUAUGUUGUGUGAAAUGAAACAGAGAGAGCCUUUUUUAACAACAACAACAACAACAAAAAAAAAAACCCUGCAAAGCUGUUAAUGUUCCACAAAUGAACUGCAAUGUGAAGUGGAUUCCAGCUUACUCUUAUUUUCACAACAACUUUGUGAUUUAACCGUUGCGGCAAAUUUAAGAUACGCUGCCAUUCUUUGUGCUGUUUGCAGUUGUAUAUCUGCUGAAGUUCAGUCUUGCUUUCUUAGGUACUGUAACUGUAGAUUCUAGUUCACAGGAAAGGUGUUUAUUGUAACUUCCUGGAGAGGAGAUGCACAGAUUUUACCCUGUUCAUUAGUAACAAGAAAUUUUUUAGGGUAGAAAAGAGCUUAAAUGAUAUACUCCACAGUACUUUAAUUCAAGGACUACUUCUUGAAUUACAAACUACUGCAACUUAUUUAAAAUGAUGUUCAUUCAGAUGUUUUACUAGGACCUGAUAUCCUUGAAGUUAAAUUUGGGGGAAAAUAUUUGUACAGCAUUUAUAUGAUUAUUUCACUCUGCGCACUAGAGAUAAGCAAUUCUUGAAUUGAAUUCUUGCCUUUAAUUGUUUUGUUUUUACAGCAGUGUUUGAAUGUUAGAGAUGAAUAUUCUAAUUAUUUUUCUAGAAACAAAAAAAUCAAAAAAUACCCUUCAGCCAGAGGUUUUCAAUGCAGUGUGCACAACUCAGUGUUUCAUGUCUUUACCAGAAGGUGGCACUCAUGUUACUAAAAUCCCUGUACUUAAAAAAACAAAAAAACAAAAACCAAAAAAAUUGUGAUAUUUUUGUUAGAUUUGUCUUAGCAAAUAUUUAUUUUGACUAUUUAAAUAAAGAUAUUUAAACCUCA